CUUCAGCAACCCCCAUAGACGGAUGAUGGCACCCAAACACCUACACAGAUGAUCCAAUCCGAUUGCAAAUAGUGAUCUGGCGCAAUUUUCCAACUAACAACUGGUGCCAAGCCAUUCAAGGUCGUUAAAAAGAAACGGCGGGCGACUUUUUAAGGCUCCGACCUUUAUUUUACCAUCCCUGCGUUGUAGUUUUAACUCCAGAAACCACUGGUUUUUGAUCAAAACUUGUUAGGCUGGUAAAUUUCCCCAAGUUUAGAUGUGCACCAAAAAGAAAAAAAUGAUUGUCUAAUCAUAUAAUUAGAGAUUGAGAUAUAUAUCCCAACCUCCUUAUGUUGGAAAAACGUUUUGUCCGUUUUGAAGAAGCCGCGAUAAAAAAUUCCGGGGGAAACCCGAAACGUGCCCACAAUCUUUUAAAACUUUGGGGAAAUAGGUCUACGUUCUUCGUUAAAACUCCAUAAUUCUUUUAUAGUUUGGGAACUCCCCCAAAGAUUUGAGUUUUUACUAAGAUAUUCCCAGAAUUUUAAACAACUUUGGGGAAAUCCACAUACGUUCAGUGAUCAAACCCCAGCAUAUAUGUAUCGAUGUCAUAAUCGAAUUGCUUGAUAUAAUCUAGUCAUUUAGAACACUGAAAACCCGGAAAUUACUGAAAAACGGAUCUCUAAGUUACACGAAGUUUCUAGGAUAUGUAUAUCUUCAUGUUCACAAUGUUAAGACUAAAUGUUUCUACUGCUCAUCGUCAUUAUCUUGUUUUCCUCUGUGAUUAUUUUCAUAAAAAGACAAGAUUUCACUAACUUUUAGAUAACUCCACUGAUAGGCUUAAAGUAUUUACACAGUUACUUGAUUCAUUUCAGUUCCUAAGUAAACAAAAAUAUUGCAUCAAAUAUUACCCACUAAUUCGUUGACCUAUAUGUCUUAUAAGAACUUGUUGGUAGUUGGAUGUAACGUUCAAAAUUUUUGUUAACAAACACUAGUACAGAAACCCAUAGCAAUAAAACAAUUAUUUCUCUGUGAACAAAAACUCGUCCGUAAAUUUAACACCAGUUUAUUUGAUGGGAGUGCAUCAGUGUUGUAUCUUUAUAACAUCUAAAUCCAUAUUUAACGAUGUAGUCCGACUUAUGACGCUAAGGGUUUCUGUAAUUUAUUUAUUUGAACACAUAAGUAUUAGUACAAGAAGGCACCAGAUAAAUAUGCGCCACACAGAAAAAUGUCAUUUCAUUUAAUUGUGUGAGGGCUAUGAUAUUGCCCGGGUUCCUAGACCGAAGCGGGUGGUUUUCUAGGGGGCCACACCCGAAGCCUUUGACCUAAAGGCCUAAUCCACAAGACAGUGGAACAUCUUAGAGAGAUGUAGUCCCAUGGUAGCCGGUCACCAACGAUUGGUUCAUGCACCAUUUGUUCCCUUAGGAUACUGGAGCCCAUGUGCAUCAUUGGUUUGGAAUCAGGGUUUUCCAACUCCCCUAUGUGGACUUUCCAUGUCUACCAACCCCGUUAAAGCGCCGGACAUUCGCUUUUCGUCCUCUCAAUUUCGUAAAUAACAGUAAUGCCACGAGAAAACGGCGAGUAGGACAUUCUUGGCAGAGGCUGUAUACGCGUGGCCGUGUAAGAGCAUUUCGAGAGAGAGGGCAGGACCUUCCCACUCUCGGUCGUACCAGGGCAUUUGGGGGGAAAGUGUGGAUUACUGAGAAACGGUUUACAAAUAUUUUAUACACAACUAACGUUCUUUUUUUUCUGUUUCCUGAGUGAUGUAUCAUGGUCUAGAUCAACACUGUUUCACCCCCAUUAAGCCAGAAAUAACACAUAACAGUCAUUAGCUCUCAGUGUAGUCAUGUACAGGAAAAAAUAUUGUGUAACUGUAACCUACGUCAUAUUUGUACUGGUUUGUACUAAGUGAGUGAGCAGUAGAUAUAAGCUUCUGCCUUGUUAAGGAGCUCUUCUGUAUCAAGUCUUGUCCAGCAACACAAAGUGUCCUCCAGCCAAAUAUAUCAAUGACGUAAAUAACAUCAAACGGUUUUGAUGUAAAUCGGAUGCACGGUCAGUGCUGUGCCCUUGUAUAUCUAGUAAUCCUGACAUCUAAUGUCAUUCGGUUGUUUAUUUGCUUUUGUUGGUUUAAAAACGCCGAAGUCUAUCAGCAGUACGAUUUUAAUCUCGUAUAUUUUCAGUUCUCCGAUAUGAAAACUAAAAGAAAACAUUUGUCAAGCUCAAAGUACGAGAGAGGUAUGGCUGAAACACAUGUUUGUGGUAGUAAUUUAAAUAACGAAGCACCCAGAAAGAUUCUAACAGCUAUGUGGGACUUUGAACAGUGCGAUCCGAAGCGUUGCUCGGGCCGCAAAUUGGUUCGUUUGGGAAUGACAAAAUUGUUACGGCUGAACGAAAGCUUUGGAGGCAUUGUUCUUACACCUACUGCGACUUGUGUCUUAUCUCCUGACACUGACCGCCAGUUGAUGCAUAGUGGUGGGAUUGCUGUAGUGGAUUGCUCUUGGGCUCAAUUGGAGCAGACGGGAUUCAAAAAGUUGAAAUUUCAUCACGGACGUUUACUUCCACUUUUGAUUGCAUCUAAUCCGGUAAAAUACGGCAAACCGUUUCAAUUAUCAUGUGUUGAGGCUCUGGCUGCAAGUCUUUAUAUUCUUGGUGAACACAAUCAAGCAACUGAAUUCUUAAAUAAGUUUUCUUGGGGCCAUCAGUUUUUAACAUUAAAUAAACAGCGGUUACAAUCCUACGCAAAAUGUUCCACUAGUAAAGAAAUUCUUUGUUGUCAAGAUCGUUUUCUAGAACAAAUAACGCGUGUAGAUAGUUCAAAUACAGAAUCAUAUGCUGAUAUUUAUGCUGAACUAGAUAACCAAAUUUUAGCUGAUUCUUCAAGUUCUCAGUGCUCUAGUUCAUCAGAGGAUUUCACGGAGCAAAGAACAGAAACUCACUCACCAACUGAUAGUAACUUUGGCCAGCAGGAUUCCACUGUAAUUGAAGGUGAAGAAAUAAACAAGGUCAUCACUAAACAAAUCGAUACAUUGGUUAGUUCAUUUGAACGAACCAAACUUUUCACAGAAUGUGGCAAAAAUUGGGAUCGCUUCUACAAGCGUAAUGGUGUUCGAUUUUUCAAGGAUCGCCAUUGGACAACACACGAGUUUACAGAAUUAUCAUCUUUACAUAACAGAACUCCAAGAUCUCUUCUUGAAGUCGGUUGUGGUGUUGGAAACUUUCUAAUCCCUUUAAUUGAAAGUAUGCUUUCCAUUUCAAAAGCGGGUAUAGAUAUUGCAGAAGAAUCUUGUGUUUCAAAAACAAACGGAAUUUCAAGGAUAUAUGCUUGCGAUAUUUCACAACGUGCUGUGGACAUAUUGGAUGAGCGUCUCAAGGAAUUUCCAGUUAAAUGUAAUGCAUUUGUUUGUGAUGUGACCAAAACAUAUUCUCUAAAAGCUGCUUUGUCCUCUUUGAAUUCAGUUAGUGAUCAGGAAUUCAACAAUGCUGAACAUGGUGUUGAUCUAGUAACGUUAAUUUUUGUUCUGUCUGCACUAAACCCACAAGAAAUGUUCACAUGUCUUUGCAAUGUUGCAAGCGUCCUUUCACCCGGCGGUCGACUUUUGUUUCGUGAUUACGGUCAAUAUGACCAUGCUCAAUUGAGAUUUGGUCGGGGAUCUCGUUUAUUUGCUGAUCGACCAUCUUAUGUUAGACAAGAUGGAACACUGUCUUACUUUUUUACAAAAGACGAACUAGCUAAUUUAUUCUCGAAUGCUGGUUUGUCUGUGCAUCGCCUUCAUUUUGUUCACAAAGAAACGAGAAACGUAGCUAAAGACCUGUGUGUGCAGCGUGUUUUUCUUCAGGCUGUUUGUGAGAAGCCUGCUUCGUAGUUAAUUCGUUUGGAGAUAAUGGUACUUAUGUGUAUUACUUAUUUUAUCAGAAAUUAACGUCACUUUGUAUAUACAUUCUUUUGUAAAUAAAUAAAAGUAAUUUCUAUUCUGGGAUGCUCCUUUUUAUUUUACUGCUUUAUUUUCAUUACGAUGUUCAAGUAAAGUCGUUCCUUAGAUAUUUUGGAAAUUAUUUGCAUUAUUUCUAAUGUGGGUCGAUGUGAAAUACGCAUGGUUAUAAUACCCAUUAUUUCUUAGCUUGAAGUCUUUUAAGAUUUAACUGCUAAAUGGCUAGAUUGUUUCAUUUCAGAAAUU
This is a messenger RNA of Schistosoma rodhaini, 4151 nucleotides long. Lineage: Eukaryota; Metazoa; Platyhelminthes; Trematoda; Strigeidida; Schistosomatidae. The record is from the annotation of a GenBank genome assembly.